AUGAGAAAGGCGUUCAAAAAGGCUUUCCAAGACCUCAAAGAUGUCGUCGAGGGCAGGGAUGAAUCUGUGACUUCUUCCUCACAGCUUCUCCCACCUCUGCCGCAAGGCUCCACAUCCUUCCAAUAUCCUACUCGUCCAACACCCAAAGACAUCCUUCGCUAUCGAUAUCAACAUGGCACCAACCUAGGCAGCAUCUUCAUCCUAGAACAAUGGCUUUUCGGAAGCAUGUACGACCAGGGAGUCUCGGGAAGCAGCGAACUCGAUGCUAUCGUGUCAUCCAUCAACGCCCGUGGUCUCGACGAAACCCGUCGGAAAUGGGAAGCUCACUGGGCGAACGCCUUGACUGACGAUGACCUCCACUGGCUUGCACAUUCCGCCCAUUGCAACAACAUCCGCUUGCCAAUUGGUUAUUUCACCUUGGGUCCAGCUUUCUGUGCCCACACCGCGUUCGCCAUGCAACCCGCUCAGGUCUACAUCAACGCAUGGACUGCAGUGAAAUCGCUCGUGGCACGAUGCUUCGCGCAUGGGAUUGGCGUGCUCAUUGACCUUCACGGAGUCCCUGGCGGUGCUAAUCACGAAACCCACUCCGGCACUAGCAGCGGCAAGGCUGAACUUUGGGGAAACCCCUUUAACCUCGACCUUGCGACUCGGUGCCUAUUGUUCAUCGCCGAUGAAACAAUCCGCGACCCUCAACUUGCCGGCGUCGUGGGGAUUCAGGUCUGCAACGAAGCUAUCAUCGAUCCUCCCGGGAUGUACGAGUGGUACAACGACGUGAUUCAACGCAUCUCAGCCAUGGACGUCACUUUGCCCGUGUACAUCAGCGACGGCUGGGAUCUGGGGCGAGCCACACGCUUCACCAGAGCCUACAAUACUAUUCACGGGCCGAUGAAAAGUCCUGUCAUCGUCGACUGUCAUAAAUACUACACGUUCGACGAGAAAGAUACUACACGUUCCCCUUACGAAAUCAUUGAGCAAGUCAAGACCGAACUCCACGAACUCGACUCUAGUCUCGUUGGCAAUGUAUUUUCUCACCAGGCCGCCGUGGGCGUGUACAUAGGAGAGUACUCGCUCGCGUUGGCGCCGCAGACAUGGGGCCGAGCACCCGCAGAUCAAAAAGACGAGCUUAUGAAGCAAUUUGGUAACGAGCAAAGUCGGACCUGGCAACGCAAAGCGGCCGGCUCGGCCUUCUGGACUCUCAAAAUGGAGUGGAUGCCCGGCUGGGGGUGGGGAUUCAAAGCAUCAACGGACAAUGGACAGGUCGCGCCGCCGAGGAGUUUCGCGUUCUCAGUCAAGGAGGUCCGUGAAAAAUUGGCCCUCGCCGAUGAGAGCAAGAGUCGACUCCUCCAGGACGCUCUAGCGGGGCAUACGCAUUACUGGGACAACACAAGCCCUGGCGCCUAUUUCGAGCACUGGCGCUACUCGGACGGAUGGGAGAUAGGCUGGAGAGACGCGCGAGACUUCUUCGUCGCACGGCUGAAUGGGUUCAUCCCAUCUGCUUUGGGCCCCGGUGGUACUUCUGCUCCAAGCUUCGGUGCUGAUGUGGCUACUAUGGAUGGCGCGAGCACCAAUCACGAAAUCCCAGCCUCCAGUGUCGACGAGAACCUGAAGGUCGGCGCAGACGUUAUUGGCGCCCUUGACCUUUGGGUCCUUCGCCGUAUGCGUGGGGAGGGCGUCGCGGAUCCCCAGACAUGUCCGUUCGGGUGGGAGUGGGAGCAUGGGUUUCGAGCCGGUGUGAGGACAUUUAGUGAUGUGGUUACUUGA
Molecule: messenger RNA, 1761 nt
Organism: Rhinocladiella mackenziei CBS 650.93
Lineage: Eukaryota; Fungi; Ascomycota; Eurotiomycetes; Chaetothyriales; Herpotrichiellaceae
Exons: 3
Coding region: 1-1761 (586 amino acids)
Biological process (GO): glucan catabolic process
Cellular component (GO): cell surface; extracellular region
Molecular function (GO): glucan endo-1,6-beta-glucosidase activity
Source: RefSeq, a predicted model, not a curated record